AUGCAGUACAAGAAGACUCUAGCCGCCACUACUCUAGCUACUGCAGUGAUUGGUUCUUAUGUUCCAAGCGAGCCAUGGUCUACCUUGACCCCAUCUGCCACCUAUUCCAAUGGUAUCACUGAUUACAGCGCGAACUUUGGGAUCGCUGUGAAGCCGUUCGCAACUUCUAGCAUCGCCAAGAGGGACGCCGUCUCUCAGAUCGGCGAUGGUCAGAUUCAAGCUACUACUGCUACUAGCGCCGCCGCCGUCUCCCAAAUCGGCGAUGGUCAGAUCCAAGCUACCACUGCCCCAGCCGUCUCUCAGAUCGGUGACGGUCAGAUCCAAGCUACCACUGCCCCAGCCGUCUCUCAGAUCGGUGACGGUCAGAUCCAAGCUACUACUGCCCCAGCUGUCUCUCAAAUUGGCGAUGGCCAAAUUCAAGCUACAGGAACCACUACUCUAGCUCCAAUUUCUCAAAUCGGUGACGGCCAAGUUCAGGCCACUACCACAGGUGCCGCCUCUCAGAUCAGCGACGGUCAAGUGCAAGCCACUACUUCUGCUUCGAUAAAUUACAACAAAGGCAACAGCAGCGAUCCAGUCAAGCUGAAAUCAUGCAAGAACGACGGUACCUUGCAAAUGACUCUAAAGGGCGGUAUCUUGACUGACGGUAAGGGUAGAAUCGGCUCCAUCGUUUCAAACAGACAAUUCCAGUUCGACGGUCCACCACCACAAGCUGGUGCUAUCUACGCCGCCGGCUGGUCCAUCACCCCCGCUGGAAACCUGGCUAUCGGUGACGAAGACACCUUCUACCAAUGUUUGUCCGGUAACUUCUACAACUUGUACGACCAAAGUCUAGGCGAGCAAUGUCAUCCAGUACACCUAGAGGUCAUUGAUCUGGUCAACUGUUAA
This is a messenger RNA of Torulaspora globosa, 888 nucleotides long. RefSeq lists its product as uncharacterized. The transcript has a single exon. Gene Ontology annotation, molecular function: structural constituent of cell wall. The coding region runs from base 1 to 888 and encodes 295 amino acids. Lineage: Eukaryota; Fungi; Ascomycota; Saccharomycetes; Saccharomycetales; Saccharomycetaceae. The record is from RefSeq and is a predicted model, not a curated record. Gene Ontology annotation, biological process: fungal-type cell wall organization. Gene Ontology annotation, cellular component: fungal-type cell wall.